AUGAGGUUUUCUGUUUAUAUUGGUUGUCCUUUAGUUUUGAGCUUGCUUUCUUUUUUUACCCUCAACAAACCAGGCAAAGAUGGUACAGAUCCGAAAGAAAAGGACUGGGACGCUGAAAUGACCCGUAUAAAGGAGAAAGAGUGGUUCGCGAAUCACCCACAGUACAGCGAUAUCCAACAUGUGUGUGGCAUUGAUCGAUUAAUGGACACCAUGAUAUCUUUACUGGCCGAAAAAUUGGUCACGGAGAUUCCAAUUCUGGUGCGAACAAUGAGAAAAAGAAAAGUAGAGGUCGAUGAAAUGCUAAGAGAACUUGAGGACAGCGAAGUCCCUGAGUCGGAUGAGGGAAAAGGGGCGGUUGCGAUGAAACUAAAGAAUAACCUCAUCAAACAGCUACACGAACUUCUCUUUAACAAUACUUCCGACCUGGAAGGAGGCGAGAACGUGAGGCGGCUAUUUAAUUCAUUCUGCGAAACUGUUUUUAGGUUGGAUCCUCUUGCCAUGCGUAACGAUGAUGACAUUAAAAAACAGCAAGGGAAAUUGGAAGGUGCGACUGCCCCACUAGGGGAGAGCAGUGAAAACAGUCAACUCCUGCAGAAACUACUCUACGAGAAAUAUACAGGUAAAACCGCUUAGACUACCUUAACACUCCUUCAUAGCGUGUUGGCCGGAUGUCUUGUGCUAAGUGAGAUGUUUUUUCAUCGGGCGCGGCACACUGAGACAAUAAAAGCUUCUUCUAAGAUGUGAUAUGUUUUCAUCUUCUAACCAAAAUAGG
Orbicella faveolata is the source of this 772-nucleotide messenger RNA. Its product is annotated as dynamin-related protein Dyn2-like. NCBI's taxonomy places the organism in Eukaryota, Metazoa, Cnidaria, Anthozoa, Scleractinia, Merulinidae. Gene Ontology annotation, cellular component: microtubule; cytoplasm; membrane. Gene Ontology annotation, molecular function: microtubule binding; GTPase activity; GTP binding. The record is from RefSeq and is a predicted model, not a curated record.